This is a messenger RNA of Helianthus annuus (common sunflower), 1127 nucleotides long. RefSeq names its product 3-dehydrosphinganine reductase TSC10A. Gene Ontology annotation, molecular function: 3-dehydrosphinganine reductase activity. Gene Ontology annotation, cellular component: endoplasmic reticulum membrane. The transcript is spliced from 4 exons. The coding region runs from base 71 to 1042 and encodes 323 amino acids. The record is from RefSeq and is a predicted model, not a curated record. Lineage: Eukaryota; Viridiplantae; Streptophyta; Magnoliopsida; Asterales; Asteraceae. Gene Ontology annotation, biological process: sphingolipid biosynthetic process.
CCCUUAAUUGUAGUUUUCAUCUUUUCAAAUAUCUCUUAUAUAUUUGCUCUCCUUAGUCCUCCCAACAUCAAUGGCAUACUUCCAUCUCUCAUUUCUUGCUCUCUUCGUUCUCCCAAUAUUCUUCAUUCUCUUUCUUAAACUCAUUGUCCGCCCUCACCCCAUCAAAAUCCCAAUCAAAUCCCGCCACGUGCUUAUCACAGGCGGGUCCAGCGGCAUCGGCCUAGCUUUAGCUAGGCAGGCUGCCGCUGAAGGCGCCCGUGUCACCAUCUUAGCACGCGACCUCAACAAGCUCGAGGAAGCCAAGAACUCUAUCCAACUCUCCACCGGUGUAGAAGUGGACAUCGUGAGCGCGGAUGUAUGCGACUUUGAAGCGGUUAAAGAAGCGGUUAAAAGUGUUGGCCCGAUUGAUGUUUUGGUUUGUAACCAAGGUGUGUUUGUAGCUCAAGAGAUAGUAAAUCAGGAGAUGAAGGAUAUUAGAAGCAUGAUUAAUGUGAACUUUAUUGGGACCGUUAAUUUAGUUAAGGCUGCAUUGCCUGGAAUGAAGAAUAGAAGUGACAGAAAACCGGUUUCAAUCGCUUUCAUGUCAUCGCAGGCCGGUCAGGUGGGCAUUUAUGGUUAUGCAGUUUAUUCUGCUACUAAGUUUGGCCUAAGAGGUUUGGCUGAAGCCCUCCAACAAGAAGUUAUUGCCGACAACAUUUAUGUUUCACUUAUAUUUCCCCCUGAGACGGAUACACAAAGUUUGGCAAAAGCGAAAAGGAUGAUGCCGCGAUUGACAAGCAUCAUGGCAGCAACCUCUAGUACAAUGCAAGCUGAUGAAGUUGCAAAGAAAGCAUUGAAUGGCAUCAAAAGUGGAAGUUUCUUUGUUUUCUGCAACUUGGAAGGAUUCUUCUUGUCCAUAGUAACCGCAGGUUUCUCUCCACAAAGAUCAUAUCUCAUGGCGUUUGUCGAGGUUAUUUUCAGCGGCGUAGCACGUAUAGCAGCAUUGUGGGUUCAGAGGACUUGGUACGGUAGCAUUGAGAAGUCGCAUGCACAAUACAAAUAGAAAUUAUAGGUGUUUAGAUCUGUCAUGUCAUAAUAAAGUUAAUAAAGAGUUGCAUAAUUUGACAUGAAAACAAAAUAAGUAUGUA